GUGUCUUUCGCCUUCACGUCCCCUACCAAGGAGUAUACUUUGCGCCGUUCAGCUCUCCAGCUUUCUAGCCCUAUAGAGCCGGCAGUGACGACGGAGACUGCAUUCCCCUCACAGCUUUUCAUUUUCCGAGAGCUCGUACAAGUACAUUUGCUUUGGUUUAGGUGCUCGAGCUUUAGCUUGACUGCUAGCAGCUCUCCAUAAAUUGGGAGAGCCUAAACUCGCCCUUCUCGCGUCCUUUGUUAUAGAUAAACUUUGAGCGCCAUGCUGCAGCGCAUUUCGCGCGCCGCGCUGGCGGUUUUCCUACUAGCGUCCAUCGCUAGUGCUCUCGCUCAUGGCGAUGAUCACGAGAUGGAUAUGAACAUGGAUAUGGAUCAUAUGGAUAUGGGCGCCUCGCACGAAAAUGCGCAACCAGAGAAUGGCGACGACUCGCCCAUGAGUUAUUUUGCCUACGGACAGUACACUGGAUGGAUCGUGGCACACAUUGCCCUCAUGGUAGUCGCAUGGUGUUUCGUGUUACCAACAGCUAUUAUGUUGAGCGUCGCCCGGUCCCGCAUGGCGCUGCUGUCGCAAUUCAUUUUCCUCGUGGUGAACGCGGUCGGUUUGUUCGUCGGUAUUGUCUACAACAGCCAAACCCCAGAUCUCUAUGAGAAUAAUGCCCACCACAAGAUCGGCUGGGUCGCGACCUGGGUGAUCUCUGCUCAGGUCGUGAUGGCUCUGAUCUUCGCCUACGCCGGUAGAGGAGAGAAGGUAGAGAAUGCCUACGAGCGUGCGCAAUUCUUGCCCGUGUCGACCGACGACAUGGCCGAGACUCCUACGACUCUCCCCGCUGGCAUUCGCCAUGAAUACCGCUGGUCGAGGGACAGCGGUCAGGGCACUGAGCGGAACACGGCGUCCCUUCAUAGCCGCGCUAGCUCGUCUUGCCCGUCGCCUUCGGAUGAAUACGAUGGCUUUGAGAAGCCCGACGAGGAUAUCCCCGAACAGUCUUCGGAAUCCCGAGGUUUCAUGCACACCGGCGUCCUCGACCGAUUCCUUGCCAACCGCGUUCCGAGCUUGGUUUCCGUCCGUGCUCUUCGAAUCCUCAAUUUCGUGUACAAUGUCAUUGACAGAUUGAUUCUGCCGCUUGGUUCUAUUGCGCUUGUUAGCGGCGGCGUGACUUACGGUGGUAUCAUGCGAGACAGAGAAGUCUUCAACGGCCUCGCGCACUUCAUCAAAGGCGGUAUCUUUUUCUGGUACGGUCUCAUCACCUUGGGCCGCAUGAUGGGCUGCUGGGCGGACUUGGGCUGGGCUUGGAAUGUUAAGCCUCCGCGCGAGAUUGUUGGCUGGAAAGCCAAGAUUCGCAGCGGCGAGUUCACCGAAUCCGCGGCCAUCUUCUCCUACGGCGUGAGCAACGUCUUCCUCGAGCACCUCGGCGGUUGGGGUGGGGCCUGGACCGCCACCGACCUUGAGCACGUAUCAAUCGCCGUCCUGUUCUUCGGGGGUGGCUUGUGCGGUAUGCUAUUCGAGUCGAAACGUGUCAGGAACUGGCUGAACAGCACCGUCUUGCGUGCUCCAUCUCGCCUGGAAGCGCACGAAACCGCCAAUGCCUGGAAUGCCCCUGACACUCAGGAGGUGUCGCUUAAUCCGAUGCCUGCGCUCAUCAUUCUCCUUCUGGGUAUGAUGAUGGGAGGGCAUCACCAGACUAGCAUGGUCUCUAGCAUGGUCCACAAGUCGUGGGGUAACAUGCUUAUUGGCUUUGCCUUGGCUCGUGGGGUCACGUACGUCUUGAUGUAUCUGAAGCCUCCAACCUCGUACCUGCCUUCUCGUCCUCCAACUGAGAUCGUCGCAUCGUUCUGCUUGAUUUCUGGGGGUCUCAUCUUCAUGCUGAGUACCCGCAAUGUUGUCGAGGCGCUGGAGUAUUACGAGCUCGAUGCAAUGUUCGCAACCAGCAUCGCUCUGGGCUUGACUGCUUUCAUCAUGGCUUGGGAAAUUGUCCUCAUUGCCAUAAAAGCUUGGGCUCUCAAGCGCCAAUCUCGCCCGCAGCUUGCCGCUUACCGAUUCCCAGCGUAG
Molecule: messenger RNA, 2046 nt
Organism: Aspergillus nidulans FGSC A4
Lineage: Eukaryota; Fungi; Ascomycota; Eurotiomycetes; Eurotiales; Aspergillaceae
Product: Ytp1 family protein
Exons: 4
Coding region: 262-2046 (594 amino acids)
Source: RefSeq, a predicted model, not a curated record